Molecule: messenger RNA, 2858 nt
Organism: Ceutorhynchus assimilis (cabbage seed weevil)
Lineage: Eukaryota; Metazoa; Arthropoda; Insecta; Coleoptera; Curculionidae
Source: the annotation of a GenBank genome assembly
CUAGAUAGUGAUAAAACCAAUAUCGAUAUACGUUUAAUGCAAUAAGUGUUCGAUUAUUAAAUAAAAAAAACUGUAUUAUUCUUAUCUAUUCAAUAUAGGUAGGUGCAUAUUAUAUAUAUAUUAGGACUUAGCUAUUUAGAAUCAUUAGUUGAUUGGGAAUCCAACAAAAUAUCAAAAUGUUUAAAAUUUUAUUCUGCUGCCUUUUUCUGUAUUUGAGCGUCAGCGCCGUCAGCGUAUCUCAGCAGUCAGUACUCCAGCAAGUGAACUCAGAAUAUCAUGUGUCUAAAAUUACAGGGACAUUAUUAAAAGCAUUGGCUAUCUGCCAGGAUUUCGGUAUGAAACUAGUCACUGCACCGAAUGCUGAAGUACAGGCUGAAGUACAUAAGGUGUUGAACGGAACAACGAACGAUGCAACUUGGUUAGCUGGAUUAUAUCUGAAUUAUGAUGGUUUAUUUCAACCUAAAUGGGUCUGGUUGAAUAGUGAACACCAGUUUAGUAACUAUACGAAUUGGGGAGAAGGAGAACCAAUCUUAUAUGUAAGGGGCUUAUUGAAUUGCGUAGUGAUGCAAUCAAAUGGUUUCUGGAAAGUGGAUAGAUGUGACGAGGAUGAAAACUAUUUUAUAUGUUCAACUAAAUAAAAUUUAACAUGAUGGUCGUUGUCCUUAUUCCACGAAAUUUUCUUUAAUGAAUAAAAUUAAUAUUUCCUUGUAUGUAGUGUUUUUUGUUUAUGUAGGUACCUACUUAUUAUAACGUCCCAAUCCUAAUGUUAUUGUCACAAGGGCCUUGCAGCUAGUGAGGGUUUGACUUAAGGUUAGGGGUUGCUCUUCAAGAAAACGAGGAAAACACACAACUGCAAAAAGGAGCUUAACAUACAUUGUCUACUAGUGGGUACAUUCUACCAAAGGAAGAUGCGUCACAUGGUUCGGCUCUAUGUACAUAUAGGGGUGCAACUGGUCCCCACAGGUAUAGGCGGCAAUGCCCUGAAGGGCAUUGCUCCAAAACUUUCUGGGGUAAUGCGACCCUGAAGUUUAGCUACUGCUCCCUUAGGUAUAAGAAGACCCUGAGGAGAGAUGUGCACCAUGAGGAGACACUGCUUCCUGGGGUAAGGAGACCCAUGGGAGACCCUGAGAAAAGACAGACUCGAAAGAUGCCGAUACAUCGGUUUUUAUAUCCAUUUCGUUGUUGACAGCUUGGUUUUUCCGGUGAAUCUGAUAGCAUGUACCGUUCCAAUCCGGAGCUCUUCAAUGGGUGUUGGGGCUUUCCUUUCGUGAACUGGAGCUCUUCGUGUUGUUUUCUGUAUCCAGAAAGAGAAUAGAAUGCUGGGGUGACGUCACUCCAACUGAUCCAGAAUCCAAACAAUGAUCUUUAUGUGGAGUAGGUACCCAGAAAAGAAUAAGGCAGUAUCAGGUUCACCAAUAUUUGGAAUAUUAAAUCCCUGAAAAUGAGUGUCUUGCAAAGGAAAUUGAAAUUUAAUAUAAAACGGUAUGAACAGCUAUUGCAAGUUGAAAAAAAAUAUAUAUUUUAAUAUAAAAAAAAUACAAUUAAAUAAUUAAGGAUAAUGGUAAGAUACUAAUAAAAUUAAAAUAAUAACAAGACAUUAAAUUAAAAUGCUCGUUAUGAUUGAGCAAAAUGCUGCUUUCCUGACAGUAGCUCUGGCAGGCAAAAAAUAUGAACAAAAUGAGGUAAAACAAUAAGAAAUUAACUCUUUGGAUUCUCCCCAAAUAGACAAAAUUUUCCUCUUAAAUUAAGGUAGCCACAAUAGAUAUUACAAGAUAAACCUGACGGUGAAAUCAAUAAAAUCCAGAAUAUGUCAAAAUUCUUGAGAUGUUCUAAUUAAAACUUUUUUCUGAAGUUUUGACCUGUCUGGAUUUCUAAUAAAAAAUUACACCAUUUAGUUAAUUGACGGAGUCAAACAGAAAAUGGCUAUUCAGGCCUCUGCCUGGAUUCAAUAGAGUUGAUAGGGAUAGACACACAAAUUUGGUUUUCACUGACUCUAUUUAGAGCAAAUGGUCCAAUAUUCCCACACUAACAAUUGAUUCUGAAAACCAGAGCAGCAGUACCUAUUUAAAGUCCAAAAAAUCUGAAUUGACUUAUCUCAGAUAAACGUGGCACUACCAAUCAGCACUCAUACAAAAUGGAAGCCAACAAUUAGAUAAAAAAAUUAAAAUAUAAUAUUUAUAUUUCAAGAAUAGAUAAGAUAAUAUUUAUCAGGUAAAAACUUAACAAUGAUAUGAUAAUAUGAAUUGAUAGCAAAAUAUAUUGAAAAAUCUAUAAGGGAGAAUCCAAAAAUUAAGAGCGAAAAUUACUAAAAAUAAAAAGGACUCGCCUGCCAUUCUUCUGUCGAGGAAAGAGAACGUUUUAGAAACCAAAGCCCACAAGAGAAUGAUCCGUGUUUUUUAUACUUAACUGCACUUUAACCAGUUCAACCAAUCAAACGAGUAUAGUCUGGCUAGCGAAACGGCGAACUGCAAAAGAAUUUGCUAAUUUGCCAAACUUGACGGAAAUAGUGAUAAACAAGUUGGUGAAAUUAUUUUUUUUGCUAUAUGGGCAUGUGUAGUAUUUUGAAAUAGAAAAAAAUCCGGCAACAUUGCAAAAUGAUAGAUGUGGAGAGGCGUGAUUAUUCAGAGGUAUGAUUCUAUUGGUUAGAGUCUGAACGACAGCAGGCAGUGGCGUGGUUAUUGGCGAAACUAAAGAAUUUUUUUUUCUAAUAAUUUUAUUGGUGUUUCCGGUGCCACUGAACCGAAAGACAUGGCUGUCAUCAGGUGGUGUCAGUUGAGGUGUCAGUGAAUAUUUUUAGGUCACGCCCCACUUUUCUUCCCCCUUUCGUCUCUACCAAGUUACCACUUGCCAGACUAUAC